Messenger RNA from Phytomonas sp. EM1, 1104 nucleotides. Lineage: Eukaryota; Euglenozoa; Kinetoplastea; Trypanosomatida; Trypanosomatidae. The record is from the annotation of a GenBank genome assembly.
AAAACAGAAGAUUAAAACAAAAAUUCAUAAUACCAUAGGGCCUACGAACGCUCCCAACGCUUGCUAUGCUGGGAUAGAAACCAAUUAGAUUGAUAUUUAUUGUUAUUGUUUUGAUUAUUAUUUGCUAUGAGACACAUAUAUACUUCCAGAGAAACGGAUGAUGCACAUUACACCACCCUUACCUACAACGGUGCGGAGUCGUCCAAAAACGAGGUCGUUCGCAAGGGGGGUGCCGUUGUAUUUAUAAGGGACGCAGAGUCUGACAAGGAGCAGUUUCUCCCCAUCUAUCACCACCACAGCAUCACGUUACGUGAUUUGGCUGAGGAAUUUAACAUCAGUAGUGUGCUUGAGUGCGACGCACAGGGCAGCGUCCAGCCCCGCACCGUCGCGUUGGAUUCACCCUCAGAUAUCUUACACGCGGGGCGACAUUACAUCGCUCACUGUGAUGCAAAGUCAGAGGCGGGUGCCAGUCGCGUUACCUUUCGUGGGAGGAUCGUCGUCAAAGAAUAUGAACUGGACCAUAGCACCCCCAACUCGGCUUGCUUCGACUCUGGACAAGACAUGUGCGAUAAGGGCGGCUCAGGGGAAAAGACAGGCUCCCAAGGAUUAUCCCAGGACACCGAGACCCAUCUAUUGAGCAGCGGGAAUCCAAAUAAGGAAAACGAAGUGGACAGAGUAUCUUCCCGUUCUGUGUCCCGUGCGGCGUCACUGGGAACUACAGAUGUACGGAAGCGUGCACGCGCGGACGACGUUGAUCGGACUUCAAAGGAUCGCUCAAUUUUGCACCACCACGACACGGAUUGCACGGCCACCGUGCAGGUUCGCUGCACAAGCUCUAGUGACAGUACUGGCAAGGGGGAACAGUCGAUCCUCUCGGAGUGUAGCCAGCUCGAAAAAGAACCACAUAAUUGGUUCUUACCGUUUCAAGCUGACCUACACGGCGAUGGGGUCCAAGUAAUGAUUCAAUUGGAGGACCUCAAAGCCAUUUGUGAGCAAGUUGAUGCACAAGAGGCUGAGUUUGUUAGACGCCGCGAAGAGGCUGAAAGAAUCAUGGAGGAGUCUAGAAAGAAGCUACUUCUUUUAAAAGAGCUUCGAUGGAGUUAG